Molecule: messenger RNA, 5083 nt
Organism: Artibeus jamaicensis (Jamaican fruit-eating bat)
Lineage: Eukaryota; Metazoa; Chordata; Mammalia; Chiroptera; Phyllostomidae
Gene: USP36
Product: ubiquitin specific peptidase 36
Exons: 21
Coding region: 257-3514 (1085 amino acids)
Biological process (GO): protein deubiquitination; regulation of apoptotic process
Cellular component (GO): nucleus; cytosol
Molecular function (GO): cysteine-type endopeptidase activity; cysteine-type deubiquitinase activity
Source: RefSeq, a predicted model, not a curated record
GCUAGGGGCCCGGAUGGUGAGUGUGCGGGGCCCGGGCCGAGCAGACGCCAGCGCCGCGGGCUGCAACGGGCUAGCGGAGGGACGGGUUCUGACUCCUGUCCCGGACGGCAUGCUUGCAGCUUCAGUGAUUUAACGAGCCAGAGACAAGGAGCACGCACGUUUGCGGGCUCAGCCCCACCCAGCCCCGUCUGGCCGAGGACCUGACCCCAUGUUGCAGCAGUGGCGUGCCCAAGGUCACACGUCCCAGUGACGCACCAUGCCAAUCGUCGAUAAGUUGAAGGAAGCCCUGAAACCUGGCCGCAAGGACUCCACCGACGAUGGAGAACUGGGGAGGCUCCUGGCCGCCUCGGCCAAAAAGGUCCUUUUACAGAAGAUCGAGUUCGAGCCGGCCAGCAAGAGCUUCUCCUACCAGCUGGAGUCCUUGAAGAGCAAAUACGUGUUGCUGAACCCCAAAGCAGAGGGAGCCGGGUGCCGCAGGAGUGCGGAGGAGCCGCUGACCAGGAGACAGGGCAGCGAGCACCUGUGUGACAGCGGCGGUGACGGUGUCCCCGCCCCGCAGAAAGUGCUCUUCCCCAUGGAGCGGCUGUCCCUGAAGUGGGAGCGCGUCUACCGCGUGGGCGCCGGGCUGCACAACCUGGGCAACACGUGCUUCCUGAACUCGACCGUGCAGUGCUUGACCUACACGCCGCCGCUGGCCAACUACCUGCUCUCCAGGGAGCACGCGCGCAACUGCCACCAAGGAGGCUUCUGCAUGCUGUGUGUCAUGCAGAACCACAUUGUCCAGGCCUUCGCCAACAGCGGCAACGCCAUCAAACCCGUGUCCUUCAUCCGAGACCUGAGAAAGAUCGCCCGGCACUUCCGCUUCGGCAGCCAGGAGGACGCUCACGAGUUCCUGCGCUACACCGUGGACGCCAUGCAGAGGGCCUGCCUGGGCGGCUGCGCCAAGUUGGACCGGCAGACACAGGCUACUACCCUGGUCCAUCAGAUUUUCGGAGGCUACCUGAGAUCCCGUGUGAAGUGUUCGGUGUGCAAGAGCGUCUCGGACACCUACGACCCCUACCUGGAUGUGGCGCUGGAGAUCCGGCAAGCUGCGAACAUCGUGCGUGCGCUGGAGCUGUUCGUGAAGCCCGACGUCCUGAGUGGGGAGAACGCCUACAUGUGUGCCAAGUGCAAGAAGAAGGUGCCCGCCAGCAAGCGCUUCACCGUCCACAGGGCCUCCAACGUCCUGACCCUGUCCCUCAAGCGCUUCGCCAACUUCAGCGGCGGCAAGAUCACCAAGGAUGUGGGCUAUCCGGAAUUCCUGAACGUCCGCCCAUACAUGUCGCAGAGCAGUGGCGAGCCUGUCCUGUACGGGCUCUACGCCGUCCUGGUGCACUCGGGCUACAGCUGCCACGCCGGGCACUACUACUGCUACGUGAAGGCCAGCAACGGGCAGUGGUACCAGAUGAACGACUCCCUGGUGCAUUCCAGCAACAUCAAGGUGGUCCUGAACCAGCAGGCCUACGUGCUCUUCUACCUGAGGGUUCCAGGCUCCAAGAAGGGCCCCGAGGGCCCCGUCUCCAGGGCGGGCUCCGCCCUUGCUGGCCGCCCCGGCAUCCUCCCGGACCACGGCAAGAAGAACGUGAGCAAUGGGGCUGGCUCGUCCCCACUGACUGCAAAGAGACCGGACCUGGCGACCAUGAGGAAGCCGCAGACCACGGAAGAGACGGGUGUGCCCGUGUCCAGGAAGGGGACCCUGUCGGGCCCGAAGGCUCAGAAUGGACACGUUCCUCCAAAGCCGCCCUCGGGGUCCCCUUCUCCCCGACUUCCCAAAACACCCACACCCCAGCCAACCAUUCUGGAUGAGCCUGGAAAGAAGGUCAAGAAGUUGGCUCCCCUGCAGCCCCACCGCUCCCCGCCCCUCAGGACUUCUCAGGGGCUCCACGGUGCCGGUGCCCAGAGCAGCGGCAGGCACGACGGCCACAGGCCGAGCUCCUGGGACAGCAGGGGCGCCGGCCUCUCUACCUCGCCCAAGCUGCCGGCCACGGCCCCUGUCAAUGGGCACAGGCUCGGGGCCACCGCCCUUGACACAGGGGACUCCAGCAGUUCCAGCCCCGAGCGCUCGGCCGGCAGUGACCCUCCCCGGCCCCCCUCGGCCCCCCGGAGCGGGGCUGCCCGCCUCUGUGAUUCUCAGGGAAGGACCCCCAUGGCCGGCCCCCCCAGGGCACAGCCGACCGGGGACGACGCGAAGGUGGUGAAGCCGCGGUCCCCCGUCCUGAGCAACGCCGCCAUGGAGCCCGCCAGCACCACGUCUCCUCCGCCAGCCAAGAAACUGGCUCUUUCUGCCAAGAAGGCCAGCACCCUGCGGAGGGCCCCCAGCACUGACCGCCGCACACCCCCCUUCCCACCGCCCUCCGACUUCACCCACCCCAGGAAAGCCACUCACCCCGCCGUUGUGUGCACCCGGCCUGCCGGUCCCAGCAGGUCACCCAGCCAUCUGAAGCCACCCCUCGGCCCCCUCUCUGCGACACUGCCCAGCAGCCCUGAGCCUCUCGGGACGCCCACCGCUGCUCCCCUGCCUCAGGUCAACGGGGGCUUCCAGGCCGCUCCACACCAGCUGCCAGGGGCCAGCGAGUCCCCCCAGGGCUUCUCGAAGAAGAAACGGACUCUCCUGGGAGAGAUUCAGGGGCAGGGUUCAGAGAUUGGGAAGGCAGCGGUGGCCCCUCCUGGGAAGAGGAAGAGGAGGAAGAGGAAGCGCCCAGAGGACUCGGACGCCCAUCCCCCGCUGAAGGGGCAGCACUGGAGCCCCGAGCCCAGGAAGGAGUGUUGGGCAGAGCCGCCUGCGGAGAGACUGGAGGGAGAGGGUGGACAGCAGCGAGUGAAUGGCCAGGGCCCUGUGAACGGCUGGCAAGCGGAACAUAGGACAGACAGCCCCCACUCCAGCAAGAAGAGGCGGCGGAAGGGAGUGCAGGCUGCUGGCAGCCGAGCCUGCCUUCACCAGCACCCACCUCAGCCCAGGAGCUGCGCUCCCUCGGAGGGCCCUGAGCCGGAGACCACUGCAGCGUCUCCGAGGAGAAAGAAAAGGAGGAAAGGGAGGCCGGAAUCUCAGCAGGAAGCAGCAGAAGAGGAGCACCCGGACAGCAGGGGCGAUGAGAGGCAGAGGGGCCCCGGGGACCUCGCAGGGCUGCGAAGGGCCCCCCUAGUGUCCUGCCACCAAGAAGAGCACAGCGGCGACGUGCUCCGGGAGCUGCUCCGGUGCUCGUCGGACCAGGCCUACGGGAAGAAAGUGCUGACCUGGAACGGGGCGGUGUCGGCCGUCAGUCUGGACGCCAUUCGAGACAGCAGGCUGGCCCGCGCCUCCGCCGUGACCGACAGCUGGGACGAGGAGUUCGACCGCGGGAAGGAAAAGAAAAUUAAGAAGUUCAAGAGAGAGAAGAAGAGAAACUUCAAUGCCUUCCAGAAGCUUCAGAACAGACGGAACUUUUGGUCUGUGACUCACCCAGCCAAGGCUGCCAGCCUCAGCUACCGCCGCUGAGCUGCUGCUGCCCAGGCCGGUCAGUUCGAGAUACUCGUGGAGACGGGCCUCCGUUCCCGGGAGCCGUCCCUGCUGUGGACUCCACGGCUGGGUCUCCGAUUGCCCCGCGCUGGGCGCUGCUGCAGAAGGACGCACACGGAGGCCCCAGCCCCUGCGGUCAGGACCCCGGUGGCACGGCACGCCAGUGACAAAGCACACAGCCACCUGUGGGGCCAGCGGCAGCGCUGCGGAGCGCCUGGACGGGGCGUCUGGUCCGGGCUGUGGGGGAGAGCCGGGGAGGAUGGCGACCUAACUCUGCUCCUGGUAGCUGGCGCUGCUGCCCUCCCUGUCCCCUCGGCAGGGCCCUGUCUGUAUGCCUUACCUGUCCCCCCGCGGAAACCCAGCCCAAGCCGGGCCUGACAGCGCCUCUGUCCCUUGCGGGGAGCAGGGCUCUGUCCUGGGAGCAGGCUCCUGUUUGGGGCGGGCCGGGACCUCGAACCGCCAUGCCACGCAUCUGCUCACCUGGCCGCUGCUUGCUCUGGGGGCCUUUCCCGAACCUCCCCUGCAGCCACGGAGGCCGAGGGUCUUUAUCCGGGUGGGGGUGUUGGGGUGGACUCCUCCCUCACUGCUUCACACGAACCCGUCACGCCGACCGAGCCCGCGGAGCCCGUCGGCAGCGUGCCCCCUUUCCCCCGCUCGGAGGCCGGCCUCGUGCACCCGGUUGUGCUUUUGAAUUCAAGCAGCUGUGUAACCCCAGGGCAGCACCUCCCUGUCUGGUGAGCCUUGCCUGUGAACUUGCAAAUGAACAAUUAUGGGAAACCCUCGGCUUCUGUCCCCUCUCCCUUCCUUGGGGCACGUCGUGCAUGGUGCUGGGCCGUGGGCCGGGUGGACCAUCCUCCUCAGCCUGAGGCCGCCCGGUGCCCUGGUGUGGCCUGGCACCCUCCCCACAGCCUUGCCCUCGCUGCGGGGUCUCCAGUGGUAUUGAGAAAGUGUCACAUAUUUUAUACGGGAGGCGUGUUCACUUUUUCAUGGGAGCAGCUCUUUCUGAAAAGGUGGGGAGGAGGAGCAGGGAAAAGUCCUGCUGUCUCCUAGACCGGCACCUCCCCCCAUGUUUCCCCGUCCUCCUGGGAACCAGUCCCUUCCUCCUCGGCCACGUCAUUGUGAAACCUUUUCCUGAGGAAGUGUGUCGUCAUCCUGUGGGCCGUGUCCCGCCCCAGCCUUGGCUUUCCACAGCCUUUACAGCCGUCAGAAGCGGGCCCGCCCCUCCCACGUCAUCGUCAGCCACAGGGACAGGACAGGGUGGGCCCAGAGACCCAGUCGCGACGUGGGCGACACAGACACACGUGAACACACGUGUGAACAACUGCAGCUUUUACGAUCGUGGUGACUUGGUCAACUCGUGGUCUGGGUUUCAUCUAACUUUCAGCUCAGAGUGGGGGCCAGGCCUGUGGGAGGGGCCUCCUCCCCGUGUCAGCUGUCACCUCACCCGCCACUGUGUGCAGGCCCCUGUGCUCCGCGCCUUCGCUCGGGGGCUGAGCAGCCCCCGCUGUGGCCAAGAUCUCGGUGCAGUAAAGUACCGAGUUUUUGUGA